This is a messenger RNA of Penicillium riverlandense, 774 nucleotides long. Its product is annotated as MmgE/PrpD family protein. NCBI's taxonomy places the organism in Eukaryota, Fungi, Ascomycota, Eurotiomycetes, Eurotiales, Aspergillaceae. The record is from RefSeq and is a predicted model, not a curated record. The coding region runs from base 1 to 774 and encodes 257 amino acids. Gene Ontology annotation, molecular function: lyase activity. The transcript has a single exon.
AUGACUGGCACGGCGGGCACUGUUGGCGUUGCAGCCGCAGUCGCCCGGCUGCUGCAACUAGACAACGAAAAGAUGUUGUCCGCAAUUGGCUCAGCAGGGACCCAAGCUGCAGGUCUUUGGCAGUUUUUGAUGGAUGCAGCCCACUCCAAACAAGUACACACGGGCAAAGCUUGCUCCGACGGUAUCUUCGCAGCAUACACUGCGCGCGACGGCCUUCUAGGGCCCCGAGAUAUCCUCGAGGGCCCGCGAGCCAUGGGAGCCGCACUCGUCCCAGGGAAGACAAGCCCGGAGGCAAUUGAUCAGAACCUGGGAGAGGAUUUUGCUGUCUUGCGGUCCAGUUUCAAGUGGCACGCCUCGUGCCGCCAUACACAUCCCAGUGUUGACGCGCUGUUGAAUCUGAUGGAGAAGAAUAAUGUCACCUUUGAUGAUAUUGAGUCCGUCGUUUCUCGCACAUACCAGGCUGCGAUCAACGUCCUGGGUAUGGGUGGUCCCGGGGAGACUGUGCACCAGAGCAAAUUCUCCAUGGGUUUCGUGCUGGCCGUUGCAGCGAAGAAGGGCCAUGCGUUGAUCACAGACUUUACCGAGGCAGACUUGCACGAUGCGUCUCUGCGCGAGUUCCAGAAACGCGUCACGAUGGAACUGGAUGCGGAUAUUGAUGCUUCGUUCCCGCUGAAAUGGCGGGGGUUGGUUAUCGUCACCACGAAGUCGGGCCAGACGUUCACGGAGUCUGUUGAGUUUGCUAAGGGGGAUCCGGAAUUCUCUCUUACAAGGUAA